AUGCAUGGUGGUUUCUUUGUGAGACCUAGUGAAGGUGGCCUCACAUGGCUAUCAGCCUGCAUUAGGAAGGGCCAGUCUGGACAAGCAUUGUCAGCAAUAGGAAGCAAGAAGAUGGUGAAGUUCAUCUGCGGUGGUGGAGCACAAGGUGGCUGGGGCCUCAGAGUGAAGAGUGGCUGGAACUGGGCUCAGGCAGCUGCAGCUUUCCAGGGCAGCACAGCAAGAAACCCACUUUUUUAUUGUGCUGCUGGGCUGGCUGGAGCUGCACCAUGGCUCAAAGACUUCUUGCAGCCCCAGUGCAUCAAGACAUCCCUUCACAAUUCCAAGGGUGGAGCAGAAUCACCCACACAUUUGGCUGACAUGUUCAAAUUGAGGAUCGGCCUGUCAUUCUUGGCUCAGAAGACCAACAUAGAUGUCAUAUCACUUGUAACAUGCUUGAAGUAUAUUCGCUGCAGCACCUCUGUAAACUGUUAUUGGCUACAUGAGAAAGUUGGUGGAGAGUUUAACUCCAAAGUUAGAAGUAGUCUUACCAUCUGGGUUCUGCUUUUUCUCUUGCUAUAGGGCUCAGCAGGGACCAAGGAACAGUGCUCCACAGGGAAAUUUACCGCCAGUGGGGAAUGCUGCCGAGCCUGUAAUCCUGGGGAAGGAGUUGCCCAACCAUGUGGAGUAAACCAAACUGUCUGUGAACCUUGCCUGGACAGCAUCAGCUAUUCAGACACAGUGAGUGCCACCGAGCCCUGUAAGCCCUGUAAGGAGUGUGUGGGCCUGGAGAGCAUGUCGGCUCCUUGUGUGGAAUCAGACAACACUAUUUGCAAAUGCAUCUAUGGCUUCUAUCGGGAUGAGAGCAAUAAAUGUAAACAGUGCCGCAUCUGUGAAAUGGGCUUCGGGCUUGUCUUACCUUGUGUGGAAAAUCAGAACACAUUGUGUGAGAAAUGCCCGGCGGGGACGUAUUCCGAUGACGCCAACCAUGUAGAUCCCUGUUUCCCCUGCACAGUGUGUGAAGAGGAUGAGGUCAUUGAGAAGGACUGUACUGCAACUUCAGAUGCCAAGUGCAGAGAUUUUUACCCAGGGACUCCCAAAAGUCCUUUUCCUAUUACAAAUUCUUCAGAGAUUCUGGAUAUUUUGGAGACCACUGUAGUGAGCACUACAAUGACCACAAUUAUGGGCAGCUCCCAGCCUGUCAUUCGAAGUGGGACAGCCGAUAACCUCAUCCCUGUCUACUGCUCCAUUUUGGCAGCUGUGGUUGUGGGUCUGGUGGCAUAUAUUGCCUUCAAGAGGUGGAACAGCUGCAAACAGAACAAACAAGGUGCCAACAACCGUCCUGUCAACCAGACGCCUUCCCCAGAAGGAGAGAAACUUCAUAGUGACAGUGGCAUCUCAGUUGACAGCCAAAGCCUCCACGAUCAACAGCCACCAACACAAGCAGCAUCUCUACAAGGUCUUAAAGGAGAUGGGAAUCUUUAUACCAGCCUGCCCCCUAACAAACGUGAGGAGGUUGAAAAGCUGUUGAAUGGUUCCACAGAGGAGACAUGGCGCCACCUGGCUGGAGAACUAGGCUACAAGGAAGAUCACAUAGACUCCUUUACACAAGAGGAGUACCCUGUUCGUGCUCUGCUCUCUGAUUGGUCCAGCAAGGACAGUUCCACCAUGGAUGCCCUUUAUUCAGCCUUGCGCAAAAUCCAAAGGGGGGACAUUGUGGAAAGCCUUUACAGUGAAUCCACUGCUAGCUCACCAGUGUGA
Molecule: messenger RNA, 1737 nt
Organism: Protobothrops mucrosquamatus (brown spotted pit viper)
Lineage: Eukaryota; Metazoa; Chordata; Lepidosauria; Squamata; Viperidae
Gene: NGFR
Product: nerve growth factor receptor
Exons: 8
Biological process (GO): Rho protein signal transduction
Cellular component (GO): plasma membrane; cell surface
Molecular function (GO): death receptor activity; nerve growth factor binding; coreceptor activity
Source: RefSeq, a predicted model, not a curated record